AUCUAUCUCUCUUGUUUUGGUUUUUAUUUUUUAACUAGAUCUAGAUCUAAAUUAAAUUAGGGUAGAUCUCUAAACUAGAACUAAAUCUCUAUAUAGACUCUAAUAAUACAUUUACUCUCUAGGCAGAGUAGACAGUGUGAUUUGUAGUGCUUUUACUUUUUGGCAACCUACCUUCUUCUCAGAAACUGAGGUCAACACUUUUCCUGUUCACUCUUGGCGUUUUGUCAUUCGGCAUGUUUCUUGUUGAUUCUAUUAAUCAAUUCCAGCAUACACAACAUUCCUUAGCUUGGCUUUCCCUUCUGUUCACGUCGAUAACAGGUUAAAUAGUUUUGAUGGACCAUCAUGGAUGCAUAUUCCAAAAUAAGUUUCAAAGUUGAUUUGAUAGCUUCUGUACCCAGCCACUUAAAUUUCUUAGAGGAAUGUAAUAUUCCUGCCUUAAGGAAUGAAGCUAUUUUACGUCAGGCAGUGUACCGAUAUGAACAUUUUUGGUUGCCACUUGCUGCUAAGUACCAGCCAAAGAUUCUUGAGGCUCCAUUAGAUAUAGCAUGGGUAUGGCAUUGUCAUAUGUUGUCACCUGCAGCUUACUGUUCAGACUGUGUCAGGCUUCUGGAUGGUAAAAUUAUUGAUCAUACCUUAGAGAGAAAUGAAAAGCAAAAAUAUGCAGCACUACAAGAGACCAGGUCACUAUGGCAAAGAGAGUAUCCCAAUGAGGCGUUUGAAGUGGAAUUAAACCCUAUCUCAGUCAACCCAAAAUACACCAAAGGAAAAACUAAUUUCUCAUAUGACAUCGUAGAUGCUGCACUUCGGCAAAAAGAAUUUGGUUACCAGGUCAGUUUACCCCACUACAGAGAUAAGCUUUUUUUAUUAUCAUCACUAACUCGCUACAAGAAGUUUCUUCAACUGAAAAUAGAGAGACCAAAAAUGUUUAUUGUUCCUUGCUAUGACAUUGACCUGAUGUGGCACACCCACCAGCUUUACCCACUAGCCUACAAAAAAGACACGGAGGAGCUUUAUGGUAAAAUAUUUAAUCAUGACGACUCUGUAACAGAUAGAAGUGAAGGCUCAAAGCUAUACACUGCAGAUUUGGCCACCAGAGAGGCUUGGAAGGAUGUAUAUAAUGAGACCUUUGCAUUGUAUGGGGCCAUGUACAGGGGAGAGAACCCACUUGGAAAACUGUAUAUGAUGAACAAUGAGGAGACCUCACUUCUUAGAACCAGGAUUGCCAACUUGGUUUUUGAGAAAGUAGAAAUUAAGGAUGCCCCCAGGCUAACAGGAAAACCUAGAUUGAAGAUAUCUACAGCUGUCAACUCUAAACAGUAUGCUGCUUUGACAACACUAAAGGGCUCUAGUAGAGUCUGGCAAGGUAAAAGCUUGUGUAGUGCCUUUUUCAAUACUCGACAUGUGAACUGUCUGCUGUUCAGCUUGCAAGAGUUCCAUGGCUGGGCGUGUCUUGGAACUAAGGUUGUAGUGUCUGAGACAACACUGAACUUGUUGCCAGUACUAGAAAAAGCACCUAUUGGUCAGCAAGUGACUAGGGAUCUGAGUACUACAGGUGUUUCUGAUCUCCAGAUUGACUGCAAGUUACUCAUUGGACCUGUCAAAAAGGGAGUCAUACUGUUGCAGCUGAAAGCUGGAGGUUAUGAACGGGCCAUAAUGCCAGAAAACUUGGAACAACUGUGGGGACCAAUACCUCUCCCUCGUCUGCCCCCUGGUACUGACAAUUGGUGCCAUGUUGCUUCUCACAAGGUAUUAAAUUACAGUGGAGAACCUAUGUUUACUUGUCGCUUGAUUCACUCUCAGCCCUUGUUGCAGUCAGCUGUCCAUGUGUUCCAUCAGGACAAAAUGGUAGCUGUUGGACAUUUGGUGGGCACAGACCAGCUGCCCAUUCCAACACAGGUGACAGACAAUAACAGCUGCAUCACUCUCAAUCCCAGAGCUGGAGAAAGAGCAGUCCUGAUCAAAAACUUCCAGGGAGAUUGGGCCAUUGUGGUUGGCAGAUGGGUGGAUUUUAAAAGAGGAAUUCCUGGAGUUCGAGGGUCCAGAAAUCAAAAGGGACGAAAGGGGGUACCAGGGAAUCCUGGGACACUACAUUUGAAAAUGUGGAGGAAGGGUAUUGGACGAUUACAGGAAGUGAAACUUUCUUACAGUGCUAAAAUAUUUAGCUUUAAAAUUUCUGGAGCAUUGGUGAAUUUACAAACUGGUACAGUUGAGAUCGAUGAAACCUGUGAUGAUGUAGCAGAGGUUCUAGCCCUGGCAUUCAGCAUAUCCCUGCUUCAUGUACUCUGCCAACCUAGACCCAAGGAUUGGACACCUGGGCAGACCUUGGUGCCAUCAAGAACUACCACUGCAGGAGGAGUAAAGGUUGAUUAUGUCCCUUCUGAGAGCUUAACUUUUGUAAUGGCAGCUGGACUGAUGGCGUACACACCUUGCAAUUACUAUCUGACACAAACAUACGGCACUGAUGUCUGUGCUGGCUGUGGAGGUGGUGGAGGAGAUAUUGUCGUCUGUGACUUUAGUAAUGUUGAUUGUGGAAGUAUAGGUGGCACAGGGGUUGAUGGAGGUUUUAGUGAUGGUGGCGGAGGAGGAGGUGAUGGUGGAGGUGAUGGAGGUGCUGGUUGUGGAGGAUGUGGUGGGUGCGGUGGUGGUGGGGGUGGAGAAGGUGGUGGAGCUGGAUGUGGAGGAGGAGGUGGAGAUGGUGGGGGAGGAGGUGGGGAUGCUGGUGGUUGUGGUGGGGGUGGUGGUGGAUGUGGUGGGGGUGGUGGUGGAUGUGGUGGGGGUGGGGGCUGUGGCGGGGGAUGUGGUGGGGGAUGUGGUGGAUAAUGUAACAUUGCCAACAACAACAACAAAAAUAAGUACAAAUGUAUUGCAGUAUAAAAAAUGCCAAAAAAGAAAAACACAACAGUUAACUUGGAGUCAUAAUUAAUACAUUAUCUUACAUUGUUACUCAAUGAUAAAAGAAAUGUAUCUAUUUUUCCAAGAGUAAGUUGUUUGUUCAUACAUGACUGUGUAUAUGUACUUGAAAUGACUAAAAAGUUUGUAUUUUGUAAUAAUGUUUUAAUGUAUUUGAUUAUAAACUUUUUUUUAUAAUUUUAUAAUCUUUUUAGACUAAAAAGACAAAUUGUUUAUUUAAUGUCAGAAAAGCAUUUGGCUGUAGUGAAAUUUUAAUUAUUUUUUUUUGUUAGAGUACAACAAUGCACAAUAAAUGUUCAGUUAUAAGUCUUUAAAUGUUCAGUUUUAAGUCUUUAAAUGUUCAGUUAUAAGUCUUUAAAUGUUCAGUUAUAAGUCUUUAAAGGUACAGUUAUAAGUCUUUAAAGGUACAGUUAUGAGUCUUAGUUUUAAGCAGGCCCUGCAAUGUGUUUAAAAAUUCUUGAAUCUAGAUGGUUCUGGCCUGAACAGUCAUCAGGUUAAUUGAGUCAUGUUUCUUUAUGUUAUCUUUAUGUGCGAAAUAGGACCUCAACUUUUAUAUCAACAAGAAACUUUUGUAUAAAAUUGUCUGCCCUUACUCUAACCAUAAGAGUGUUUAUGAAUAGUCUGGGGAUUUAAUCUAAUUAGAAUAGAGUUUUUUCAGAAAUAAAUAUUAAAUUUAAGUAUAUUGAAUUUGAAGAAUAAUUACUAAGCAAACUUUUAUUCAUUUUGCAAUCUAAAAUAUUUUGUUACAUCUUACAAACAAUUUAACUGAGAAACAGGGUUCUAAAGUAACUAGGUAUGUCUAUGUGCUCAUAUAUAUAUAAUAACAUAUUGUUAUGUUCAUUAAUGCAAAAUAUGUAUAAAAUUAGGAAGCCCUCUGCCUCAGUACACCAAAUUAUUUUUUUAUAAAUGUCUUCUAUAUAAAAUAAAUUAAAAACAUGUAUUACACUAUACAAAUAUUACUUUCAUAAUUUUACUAGAUAUUUACAUGGUUCAGUAGGGUUAGGGUUAACAUUGAGUUUUAUUUAUAUCUCUUAGUGUACAUUUCUUGUAAGUUCAUAUUUUGUCAACAUAUUUGUUACAUUUGCAUACAAUGAAAUCUUCUUAUGAAUCGAUUCACUGGAGACAAUGAAGUUCAUCAAUGACUUGAAACUUCUUAGGAAACUUUGAAUACAUAACAACCAUAAAACUCUGUGAUAUCGAUUGUGUCCCAAAAUUUUUAAUUGGGUGAAAUUGUUUUAGUUUUUACAUAUCACAUUUACUUUGCUUGGAUGUAUUCAUAGAAUACUUUCGUGUUGGGUUAACAACAAAGUGCUUCAAUGCAGUUCUUGGCAUAUUUGUCAAUGUUUUCAAUAAGUGAUUCGCACAUACUGUAUUUUUUGUCAGAAAUGUUUAGCUGGCUGUAUUGUGAACUGUUUUUAAUUUUAACAUUUUUUAAUGUUUAGAUCUUUGUGUGUUGUAGUUGAGAUAAUUUUUCUUUCAAAAAUCUAGAACUUGAUGAGGAGAGUGUUAAAUAAUUUUUUUGAUUAAAAUUUAGAUUGUAAUGUGGAUCAUUUAUUUCUAUGCCCUUUUCUACACUUAGAUUAUAAUAAGUUCCUAAAUUAUGCAAAUUUGUUUUUGACGCAACGAAAAGAAUACAGAUAUUAGUCAGAACAACAUAUCUUCUAAGUAUAUAUGUUAUAUACAUUCAACGUAGUCAUAUCUAAAUACAUAUAUUAAAUAUUUUUUUACCAUAUUUAAAAAAAUCACUCUUCACAGAAACAAUUGUUUAGAAAGAUUGAUCUAAUCCAAACAUUUUAUGUUUAUUUUAUACAUGUACUUUUUUAAUAUCUUUUUUUUCUAUUUUAAUAUAUAUCUAUAUAUAUAUAUCAUAGACCAGCUCCUACUCCCCACUUUUGUGUUGAAUUGCUCAGUGUUUACAUAACCAUAUGAACUAAUCGUGUGCUAUUGCCAAAUUUCUUUCACUAGUGAUAUUUUAUUUAUAUAUUUGUUUUUUUUAGUUAGUUGUUUUUUAUAAAGUAUUGAGUAAAAAAAUGCAUUCUAAAUUAAACUUUAGUAAACAAACUUGAGUCAUGGGCUAGAUUAAACACAGACUAUGUUUGUGUUAGUUUGAAAACAAAGGGGUUAUAAUCGUGCUAAGCUAAAAAAUGAAUUGAUCAAUAUGAAAUUUUCAAGAAUAACUAAAUUGUUUAGUUUGUUAUGCAUGUAGCUACAAUUCAUAAAUCUACUGUGUUGUUGCAUUGCUAUAAAGAUGUCUAAUGGUUGGCAAGGCUGCAAUGUUUCACAAGUGACUGCAAGUUAAGAAACAAAAGAGAAAUUGUCACUCAUUGACUUGAUACAAAUUGUUGUGUCAACUUUGGAUAGUUUAAAAUAUUUCAAUUUGAAGAGAAUAUUUUAACUUCCAGAUUGAUCACUUAUUAUCUUUGCCAAAUAGAAAACUGAAGUUUUCCCCAUUGUUUUUUAACACAAUUUUGCCAAUCUUUUUUAACAUUCAUUGUCUUUUUAUUGUGUGAGGGAAGUCUUCUACUCUAUUUGUAUCAUUAAUUGUCUUUUAUUGUGUGAGGGAAGUCUUCUAGUCUGUUUGUAUCAUUAAUUGUCUUUUAUUGUGUGAGGGAAGUCUUCUACUCUAUUUGUAUCAUUAAUUGUCUUUUAUUGUGUGAGGGAAGUCUUCUACUCUAUUUGUAUCAUUAAUUGUCUUUUAUUGUGUGAGGGAAGUCUUCUACUCUAUUUGUAUCAUUAAUUGUCUUUUAUUGUGUGAGGGAAGUCUUCUACUCUAUUUGUAUCAUUAAUUGUCUUUUAUUGUGUGAGGGAAGUCUUCUACUCUAUUUGUAUCAUUAAUUGUCUUUUAUUGUGUGAGGGAAGUCUUCUAGUCUAUUUGUAUCAUUACUUAUUAAAUUAUUUAUUUCUAUCUUUAUAUUCAUAUUUUUCCAAUCUUCUAACAGAUUUAUUGUAACUAAAACUGAGCUAGUAACAUUGGGGUUGUCCAUUCUGUUUGCUUGGCUAGUGUCCUUCAGUUUGUCUACUCUUUCUUUGAGCCAGUUCCAUCCAUGACUAGAUAAGUUUGCAUUUACUUCUACAUUCUCUUUUAUCCAUUACAUUUAGUAUUAUCUUUACAGCAACAUUUUGUUUAUGUUUCUUUUGUGUGUGCUCAUUGCUUGGUCCAUGUACUAGACUUGUCCAUAUUAAAAUAACAUUUAUAGACAUUGA
Biomphalaria glabrata is the source of this 6114-nucleotide messenger RNA. RefSeq lists its product as uncharacterized. The transcript has 13 exons. The record is from RefSeq and is a predicted model, not a curated record. Lineage: Eukaryota; Metazoa; Mollusca; Gastropoda; Planorbidae. The coding region runs from base 343 to 2820 and encodes 825 amino acids.